AUGAAAGAUUUUACAAUUUAUCUUUCAACAGCACCUGUACUUGCGGCCGUUUGGUUUAGCUUCCUUGCAGGACUUUUGAUUGAAUUAAACCGUUUUUUCCCAGAUGCACUUAGUUUCCCAUUCAUGUAA
This is a messenger RNA of Bathycoccus prasinos, 129 nucleotides long. The record is from the annotation of a RefSeq genome assembly. Lineage: Eukaryota; Viridiplantae; Chlorophyta; Mamiellophyceae; Mamiellales; Bathycoccaceae.